AUGGCGCCUUUUCAACCCAAGUUCACCAAUGAAAUCCAGCAGAUGAUGUUCGUCGCCGGUGAGACGCAGGAAAUCGCCAACGAAACCGCCGCCCUCGUCGAGCAGAUCGUUCGCGACCAGAUCAUCCACCUGCUGACCAAGGCCAAAGAGCUCUCCGCCCGACGCGGCGAGAAGUUUAUCGCAAUCAAGGAUAUCCUGUUCCAGCUCCGCCACGACACCGCCCGGAUGACUCGCCUACAGAAUGUCAUCCGGUGGAAGAAACUCCGCGGGGAAGCCAGAAAGACAACAAAUGACAAGGAUAAGCCCGAGAACGAUGCCGAAGAUAGUUUCUCCGACACCGACAACGCGACUGAAGACACCGCCAAGAAGACCACCGAGGCUUCCGCUGCUCUCAUGCCCUGGGACGAAGAGUUCAUGUUCGCCGUUCGACCUCCCGGCGGUGACGCUGAUGCUGUCCAGAAUCAGCGAGAAAUCCCGCGAGCGCCUCAUCUGGGCCGACGAAGUCACCAGCAAGAUGUCUAG
This is a messenger RNA of Fusarium mangiferae, 522 nucleotides long. RefSeq lists its product as uncharacterized. Bases 1 to 522 code for a protein of 173 amino acids. Gene Ontology annotation, molecular function: transcription coregulator activity; protein heterodimerization activity. The record is from RefSeq and is a predicted model, not a curated record. Gene Ontology annotation, biological process: transcription by RNA polymerase II. Gene Ontology annotation, cellular component: SAGA complex. The transcript is spliced from 3 exons. NCBI's taxonomy places the organism in Eukaryota, Fungi, Ascomycota, Sordariomycetes, Hypocreales, Nectriaceae.